GUAUUAAUAUGACCAGUAUCGACAGUCAUUUUGGAGAGUUUCUGGACAAUGAAGAUAAUGAACAAGAGCAGGAUAGUAAACCUCUACAAGACAUGCGUUCUGGUGUAAUAUUUUUGAUUGAUUGUACGCCGACAAUGCUUGGAUUACAUGGUUCAUUCGAUUUAAAUAGUAGUAAUGCAGUGGAUUCAUCAUCAGUAAAAAGUGGAUUUGAUUUAAGUCUGUUAUGCUGUCAAACAUUUCAACAGAAUAAAGCACUUCAUAGUCCUUUUGAUAUGAUCGGACUUGUUUUAAUGCGUACAAGUGAAUCAUCUGUUGACAUGAAGAAUAUUAUGGUCUUACAGCCUUUAGGUUUAGCUGAUUCUACACGUAUAUUAGAAAUUGAAAAGUUGAGACAAUUAAAACCAGAUGAAUUGGAAAAACGAUAUGGCACUAUUGUAAAUCAAGCUAAUAUUACCUUUCCUCUACAUGAAGCAUUGUGGGUUUGUCAAAAUCAAUUUAUCACCAGUUCAAAGACGUUUGGUAUCAAACACAUCUUUUUGUUAACCGAUGAUCCUGAUCCAGUAAAUAAAAAUGCAAAUUUGAAACGUAGAGCAAUUGCUAAAAUGGCCGAUAUGAAACAAUAUGGAAUUGAACUUGAAGUUAUUCCGAUUAAACAACAAAAUAUAAAAUUUGAUUAUAAAUUAUUUUAUGAUGAGUUAUUAGAAGAUGAAUUAAUGUAUCCUGAUGUAGACAAAUCUUCUUAUCACCCUGAUCCAACUGAACGUCUUGAUGAAUUAUUGAGCCGUAUUAACUCACAUGAAUUACGUCGAUCACGUUUAGCUCGUUUACCUUUUCAUCUUGGAUCGUCGAAAAAUCUUACCUUAGGUAUUUCAGUGUAUUGUUUAGUUUAUCCAACACGUUUACCUUCUCCAAUAUGGCUUUCAUCUUCAGAUAAUAAAACUGUACGUGUUCAUAGAGAUUAUUAUAAAAUUAUAGAUCCAUACGGAUCUUUUGAUCCAGUUAAAGAUUUAUUACCAUCUCAUGAUUUAGUACGUGGCAUUAAACUUGAUGGUCGUUAUAUAUGUUUUGAUAAAGAUGAAUUAACUGAAGCUGUACGUAAUAUUGCUCCUGUCGGUUUACACCUAUUAGGUUUCGUAUCACAGAAAUUUUUAAAACGAUAUUAUUACAUUCGUCCAGCACAUUUUAUUUAUCCUGAUGAAAAAUCAAUUCAUGGAAGUCGUUUAUGGUUUACCGCUUUAUUAAAUCGAUGUUUACAUCGAAAGUUAUUAGCCAUAGCUAUAUAUGUUCAACGUAAAGGUCAAUUUCCUCGUCUUGUUGCAUUACUUCCUCAGGCAGAGCAGACAAAUGAUGAUGACGGUGCUGAUAGAACUCAAACAAUACCACCCGGAUUUCAUAUUAUAUUUUUACCUUACGCUGAUGAUUUUCGUGAUAUUGAAAUCCCAACAAAUGAAAUAGCUAAUGAAUCUCAAGUGGAUAUUGCUAAGGCCAUGAUACGUAAACUUAUGGUAUCAUUUACUCCUGGACAAAUUGAAAAUCCAACAUUACAACGAUUUUAUUCACUUCUUGAAGCAUUAGCUCUUAAUCGUGAAACUCAAUCGGAAGUUGUUGACCAUACAUUACCUAAACUUGGAGCUUUCAAAAGAAGAGCCGGUGAAGAACUUACAGCAUUCAAAGAAUGUUUCAAUUUAAAUAGCGAGAAUAUAUUCAAAAAACCUCGUCCUACACAAUCCACUUAUAAUCAAGAAACAAAAUGUUGUUUAUCUGAAACAGAAUGUAAAGAAGCUGUUCAAUCAGGUAAUCUACAUAAAUAUACAAUACCUGUAUUACGUGAAACAAUCAAAUCACUUGGUCUCAAAAUUUCAGCUAGUAAAAAAUCAGAUAUUAUUGAAAAAAUUAUGAACCAUUUUAAAGAAAACUAAAAAAAUUUUUGGAUUGCCAGUUUGCCAGCCUUCUGCCUUGUGUUCCCCUUUCGUUUUCUCUAAAAAACCGUUAUCAUCAAUUCAUUGUGGUGACACAAUACAGAAGAAAAUAUUAAACCACAUACGAUUUCAUCACUUAUCUAUGAGGAACAUACUUCGUUUUUCAUUAUCUUCACUUUACAUUCAUCUCAAGCUGCAUAUCAAUGGGAGUUACAUGUAAUAAAAUCUAUUACAGUGAUAAUGAUCAUCAAAUAUAUGAAUGCUCUUUACAACUAAUCGUCAAUUGAGUUGUGAUCAAUCUUUUGUUUUUCAAGUCUUAUAGUGUGAGUGAAUUCUAUUAAUCAAGUUGCAAGGAUAUCAUAAAAUGAUAUUGAUACUACUCAGUGACUAAUCAUUUGUGAAUGCAUGUCAGUCUUAUAAGAGAUCAAUCGCUGCUCUGGUAACGUCUCAGAUUGUAAAGCUGGAUAGUACAGGUUUGAAUCCUUCAAAAAGCAUUGGUUUCCUCAAUAUUAUAGGUAAAUUUUACUAAUGAGUGCUAAACAUAGCUAAACUUUUAUUUAGGGUUUCAUGUCAGUUACCUCCAGAAACCUGACAAAUGAGUAUUCUCACUGGAUUAUUUUAUGUUCAUUAACCAAAGACUAUAAUUUGUAUCAACUUAAAGUUUCCAUGAGCACUAACAAAUGAAAUUGUUAGGCUAAAUCUAAGAAUAGUAUAGUUAGCAACGGUAUGAGUGCUGAUAGGAAAUAUUAGGCAUCGAAGAUACGAUUCUAGAAAAUAUGAACCAGUGAAAUUAUGAGGAAUUCAGAAGCUUAGAAUUCGGAGGAUGACAAAUAAUGGAUGCACUUGAGUCAAAGCAAACCAUUUUAAGCCAUCUCAUACAAAAUCUUCAACCACUGGUUAUGAUAAUCAUGCAGAUUCAUCUAUCGAUGAUCAACAUGUUGAUUUAAAACAUGUUUAUCAGCUGGAAACUGUUAUUCAAUUUAAAAUACCUUUAUUACAAACAGUAUAUUCAGGUUUAGGUUAUUAUAGGGUCUAGAGAUUAAAACUUUAGAACAAAGUCAAUAAUCAAUACUAAAUGAACAUGAAGAAUCAUCUACGUCUGGACUUAUCUGAAGUGUUUUCAAUGUUCAAUGAAUGCACGGUAUCCAAGAACUUUGGUAUUCCUCUGUCUUUUUAAUAGAUGAGUCGUGUAUGUUAGGGUAUAAUCAUCAUCAGAAGUUUGAAUUCAAAUGCCAAGAGCUACCAAAAACUGUUUGGUUUGAUUACGUCUAGUGUGACGUGUUGCGACAAAGCGAAUGAUUAACAAACAUUUUAAAAUCUAGUCCUUAAAAUAAAUUCUUUGAUAUAAAUAGCACUUUAGUAUCUAUCCUUCAUCUACUUAAUGAACUGGAAAAUGACCGGAAGUACUAGAUUUGACUCAUUUAUCGAACAUUGAAAACAUUUCAGUUAACCUCAGCUAGUAUCUAGGCGUUAAAAAAUGUCUAUACAAGUUUUAAUUACUACAGUACAAAUUAAGAUCAACUAUUUAUGAUCAAUAGAUCAAAACAUAUAACAUCUAUAUAAUUAUAGUAAUUGUAAAACAAUUAUUUCAUAAUUAUGAAUUUAUUGAAAAUAUGAGUCUUAUGACUAAACAGAUGGACAGUGGCUAGCACUGGGAUCCAGGACACGCGUUUCAUCUCAUUUGGGACUCGUCAGCUG
This is a messenger RNA of Schistosoma rodhaini, 3617 nucleotides long. The record is from the annotation of a GenBank genome assembly. Lineage: Eukaryota; Metazoa; Platyhelminthes; Trematoda; Strigeidida; Schistosomatidae.